CCCCGGGAGCAGCGUCCCCGGGCCCGUCCCGUCCCGGAUGGCCCCGCGGCGGGUCCCGGCGGCGGGCGGGCGCUGAGCGGAGCCCCGCGGGCGGAUGCCGGGUGGGGGCCGGGCGGUGCGGGCAGCGGGGGGCCGCGACCCGGGGCUCGCCGCGCCCCUCCGGCCCCCCACGGCCCCGGAGAUGCGCGUUUGGCUGCCCCGUGGCUUGUUGGUACCUGCGGGAGGGCGCCCGGUGGAAAGUCCCUUCCCUUCAUGAGCAGCUCCUGCUCCUCGCCCGGGCUCUCGCCAUGGACACUAUGCAAACCACCUACAUCGUGCUGGAGCUGAUCAUCGCCGUGCUCUCCAUCGCUGGCAACGUCCUGGUCUGCUGGGCUGUGGCCAUCAACAGCACCUUGAAGAACGCCACCAACUAUUUCCUGGUGUCCCUGGCGGUGGCUGAUAUCGCCGUGGGGUUGUUGGCCAUCCCUUUUGCCAUCACUAUCAGCAUUGGAUUCGAGGUGGAUUUUCACAGCUGUCUCUUCUUCGCCUGCUUCGUGCUGGUGCUGACACAGAGCUCCAUUUUCAGCUUGCUGGCGGUGGCCAUCGACAGGUACCUGGCUAUUAAGAUCCCACUGAGGUAUAACAGCCUGGUGACUGGCAAGAGGGCAAGAGGACUCAUCGCCGUGCUGUGGCUCCUGUCCUUUGGAAUUGGACUGACUCCACUAAUGGGCUGGAACAAAGCCAUGAGUGGUUGUCCCAACGCCACCAACGAGACAGGGGCUGACCCGGGGACGGAGCACCACGGCUGCUUCAUCUCCUGCCUCUUUGAGAACGUGGUCACAAUGAGCUACAUGGUGUACUUCAACUUCUUCGGCUGCGUGCUGCUGCCACUUGUCAUCAUGCUGGGGAUCUACAUCAAGAUAUUCAUGGUGGCCUGCAAACAGUUGCACCAGAUCGAACUGAUGGGCAACUCCAGGACCACGCUGCAGAAGGAGGUGCACGCGGCCAAGUCUCUGGCCAUCAUUGUAGGACUUUUUGCCUUCUGCUGGCUGCCCCUGCACAUCUUGAACUGCAUCACGCUCUUCCACGAGGAUUUCUCCAAAUCCAAGCCCGAGUGGGUGAUGUAUGUGGCCAUCAUCCUCUCCCACGCCAACUCCGUCAUCAAUCCCAUCAUCUACGCCUACAGGAUCAGGGACUUCCGCUACACCUUCCGCAAGAUCAUUUCCAAGAUCCUCUGCAAGACGGACGACUUCCCCAAGGGCACCACUGACAACAACCAGCACUUGACUGUCACCAACAUUAACUGCCCAGUGGCCUCGGUGACCAUAUGACCCUGCAGGUCCUGCUCCUGGGAUUCCCAGCCCGUGCCCGGCGCUCCCCGUCCCCGUGCCCGUGUGAGCGGCCACGGCGGGCUCCGAGGGGGUGCUCGGAGAUGACCACUAUGCAGAUGUGCAGCUGUCUUUUUUAUUUUAUUUUUGUAAUGAACACAGUGCCUCGUGGAGGAGUAACCUGACGGGGGACACUGAGUGCAGCUCACCCUCCACCAUCACCCCGGGGUGGGAGUGCCGGUGAUCGUGUCGCGUUUCCUUUCCAGGUCGGACGUUGACUGGGGGAAGAUUCACCUGCUGGGGGUGUUUCCCCUAAUUGUGCUGCUCAUGUCAAGUCAUAGGAUCUUUAUUUUAAUUAUUAUUAUUAUUGUUAUUAUUAUUUUUUAAUAUUUUGAUUCAUUUAGGAGUAAUAAUUUUGUGUCUGUUUUUGAGUUGUUCUCUAAGUCCAUACUUGAAAGCUCUUUGGUAAUACCCUAAUUAUUCCAUCAAUUGUUUGAUGCAGCUAGUAUUCUCCGAUGGGAAAAAGUCUUACUUAGCCCAGUUGCUGGUGUGAAAUGGAAUCUGUGUUCCAGGCUCUGAGGGGAGGGACUGUGUGGAUGGGAAAACCAGAUCAGAACUGGCCAGCUAUUUCUGGCCCCAGCAUGAAAACCCUGCUUACUGAAAGAGUUGAAAAAAGAGUUGACCAAGGUUUUAGAACAGCAGUCUCACGGCCUUUAAAUCACUUUGGUCUACAGGGUUGUGCAGCCCAAAGCUUCAGGUUUGCUUUCAGGUCUGUUUCCAGAUGUCCAAAUGCAGAAGGCAGAGGUGCCCCAAUGAUCUUGGCUGGUCUGAUCCAGAGUCACUGAGGUCAGUGCCACUCUGACUUGGUGACAUGACCUCUACAAUCAGAUUUUUGCUCCCAAGUCAAAAUUUGCCAUCCUUGCAGUGCUUCCAGAAGUGCAGGUUUUAGCUGUGAGAGCUGGAUGUGCAGCUCACCUGGUCCCUAAAGCUCGAUCUGGCUUGGCAUCCUCUGCAGCCCUGUAACCCCCAGAAGCUGUGAAUACUUUUUUGUUUGUUUGUUUUAAUAGUAAUUUUUAUAUUUUUAUUUUUUUCUAAUGCUGACCUGCAUCAGUAACAAAAAGAGACAGGAAGGGAGCUAAAGUGCUAAUGUGUGUGAGAAGCUAGAUUGCCAUGGCUUGUGACCUGAUUUUGGCCAAGCUCUCACAGGUUGUCUAGCCUGGCCUCUGUAGUUGGCCAGGUGUCCUGGCCCUCACUCUGAGUCCCAAGCCCACUCAGCAGCAGAGCAGUCUUAAUUAUACUGCGGGUUAAUAACUCUCUGCAACCACAGCUCAGUAAUUACUGCCCCAAUUUAACGUGUAACUGUGAUAUCCAAAACUAGACCAAGGCAGAGAGAGCAGUGCAGUAAUUUCUGAAGAACAAGCUGAUCGUGGUGCAGAGAUGCAGCUGCUCCUGACUAGCUCAGACCUGCCAUCACGUUGUGGCCCUCUCACAAAUGGGAGUCUUGCCUGGAGGUUCCAUCUCCCUCCGAAGCACUCGGUGCCAGCAGCACCACCGUGUGACUGGUGAGGAGCUGGAGUGCAAGGACUGGUGUUAAAUGUGGUUUUCAGCAGUAACUCACACAGGGAGAGAGAGGGAGCAGGACUUCUGGAGCCAGGUUGCGGGGAAGGAAGUUUAAACACAGCCAGUUCCUGAAGAACAGGUCCAGCGGACAGACAGUGAUGCGUGAUGGGCAGUUUGCCCCUGAAAAAUUGUACUUGAAUCAUAUAUUUUUUUUAACUGUGUUGCACUAAAAGGGGGUUAAUACAAGACCCCAAGAAUUUAACUUCUCUGGCAAAUAUAAUGACAAAUACGGUGUAAAAUCAGUUGAAAAGCUGAUCUGAAGAAAUCUUGUUCCUGCAGCAUCUGCUCUGCCAGCUGGCAAGACCUGCAGGCAGCAGCUGCAGGAAUGACUUAGGGCCCACCAUGCACAGGGAAUGGUUCCCUGGGAGUGAUGGAUUUCAAUACCAUGUGUAGCAGCUCGGCCCUGAGAGCCAACCCCAAACCUGGGUGAAUCACCAGUAAGAUCUGAAUGGGUUUGUACAUAUUUAUGCAACGUCCAAAUUUAGCUACAGCUCAGUAUCUCAGAUAUAUGCAUUUCCAAGAAGAAUCUGAACAGUUAAAGUUACUGUCCCAAGUGCUUUUCCUUUAACAGCCCCAUUCAGCUUUGCUGCAUCUGCCUUGGUCACAGUCCAGCUGACACAUGUAGCCACCUCCUGCCAUUUGGGCAGGGUCUGACUCUCUCCUCCGCUCAUUCCUUCCCUUCUGUGUUAUCUUUGGCUGUGUUCCUUCUGUUAAUCACGGCUGGAAACAAGCAGGGUUUCACCUGCAGGUCUGGCAGUGUUGCACAGUGGAUGAGAGCCACAUUUAUUCUUACAACAAAGGACGUAAUCUCUCCCUUCUGCUGGCUGAAAACAAACCAAAUUCUGGACAGCACGAACAGACUGAAACUCACAGUGCUGUAAAACCAAAAGAGGAGGCCCCAGGACACUUGUUGUAUGUGACAGCUUGCACUGCAGCUCAGCAUCCACAACUGCUACCUUCAUCUGCCUCUUAUGGGCCAGAAUUCCUGCAGACGGGUGCGGUGUAUCCGACUGUGCUGCCGGGGUGUCAGGCAUUCACUGUGGCCCAGGUCACCACGGUCAUUAAGCACAGUAAGUGUCUUUGUGGAUCUGAGCCAAAGACAUUUGAAGGCAAAAUAAAAAUAGGACACUUCCCUUGCCCCCCCCCCCAAAAUAAAAAAAGCUCUGAAGGUUUCUAUAAAAAUGUGAAGUAAAAAUGGCCGAGGAACUUUCUGUAGCAAGUGCAGCUGAAACCAUUCAGCUGUCACUCCUCACUGCUCUGAUGUACAUAGAUGGAUGUGUUUUCCUCAUGUUGCUCAGAUUUUGUAUUUGCAGUAACUGUUAUUUACAUACAGAAUGCUUAAUUUACC
Messenger RNA from Neopelma chrysocephalum (saffron-crested tyrant-manakin), 4275 nucleotides. It is a transcript of the gene ADORA2B, whose product is annotated as adenosine A2b receptor. The transcript has 2 exons. The record is from RefSeq and is a predicted model, not a curated record. Gene Ontology annotation, molecular function: G protein-coupled adenosine receptor activity. Gene Ontology annotation, cellular component: membrane. Gene Ontology annotation, biological process: adenylate cyclase-activating G protein-coupled receptor signaling pathway; G protein-coupled adenosine receptor signaling pathway; vasodilation. Bases 288 to 1310 code for a protein of 340 amino acids. NCBI's taxonomy places the organism in Eukaryota, Metazoa, Chordata, Aves, Passeriformes, Pipridae.